AUGUCGGAAUCAAUUGAACCAAAAACUACUGACAAAAUACCGACAGAAAGUGAAUGCGAAACAACGGGCGAAGAAAGUGUUGCCCUAAAGGCUAAAGAUGUGGAAGAAUUGGCACUUGAUUUCGGUUAUUACGAGACAACUAUUGAAAUUGAUUCAAACAAAGAAGAGCCGGCGAUACAAACGGCCAAAUUCACCAUAUUUGGGUACAGAUUCGCACAAAUCAAAUGGUCAAACGUGAUCUUCUUGUCGGUGAUGCACGUGUUGGCCGUUUACGGAUAUAUCCACUCGUGUGUCAAUCCGGUACAUUUGUUUACUCUCAUAUUUGUCAUAUUUAUAUCGUCCGCCUCCGGGUUUGGUAUGUCUGUCGGCGGACACCGGUAUUGGUCGCACCGGACCUUCAAAGCCCGACUUCCUCUGCAGAUUAUAUUAGCCGUAUUGCAGACAAUGACAGUGAAUGGGAGUAUAUUGUCGUAUUCGCGCGACCACAGGGCUCACCACAAAUGGCCGGCCACUCACGCCGACCCCAAGAAUCCCGGCCGCGGCUUCUUCUUCGCGCACAUGGGGUGGUGGCUCCUGAAGAAGCGCCCGGAGGUUAUCCAAUACGGCCACAAAGUGCCCACCGAUGACCUGACGAAGGAUCCCAUUGUCUAUUAUCAGCAUAAGCUUUACAUCCCGUUAGUAAUAGUGUUGGGCUAUGUCUUCCCAACGCUUCUCCCGGUGCUCGCCUGGAAGGAGAAUAUAUUGACCGCAUUCCUCAUCUGCAGUUGUCUCCGGACUGUCGUUGUUUUGCACCACUUGUUUACCGUCAAUAGUGUCGCUCACUUUCUCGGCGAUCGUCCUUACGAUAGAUUUAUGAAACCCACGGAAAAUAAAAUUAUAAAUUGGAUAUCAAUGGGCGAAGGAAAUCAUAACUAUCACCACACGUUUCCAUGGGACUAUUCAAACAGUGAGAAGACAUGGUAUGAGAUCUUCAAUCCGGCCACUCUUUUCAUAGACAUAUGUAAAGGCAUUGGUCUCGCGUAUGACCUCAAGAAGCCGUCCCAACACACCAUUGAUUCAGUGAUUGAACGCAAAGGACUUCCCGAGUAUUUCGCUUCCGAUAGGACAAGAAAUAUGUGCUUAAAAAUCACGAUUGGUUUCAUUGACUGGAUAUUUGGCCUAUUGUUUGCUAAAUGGCCCGUUUGGACCAUUGCUAUCAUUAAGAUUAUUUUGGGACAAAGACUUAUUGUACUCGACAAUACAUUCCUCGAGUAA
Molecule: messenger RNA, 1254 nt
Organism: Medioppia subpectinata
Lineage: Eukaryota; Metazoa; Arthropoda; Arachnida; Sarcoptiformes; Oppiidae
Source: the annotation of a GenBank genome assembly